Molecule: messenger RNA, 759 nt
Organism: Fusarium keratoplasticum
Lineage: Eukaryota; Fungi; Ascomycota; Sordariomycetes; Hypocreales; Nectriaceae
Product: BHLH domain-containing protein
Exons: 2
Coding region: 1-759 (252 amino acids)
Molecular function (GO): protein dimerization activity
Source: RefSeq, a predicted model, not a curated record
AUGGGUUCACUCGACAAGUCAUCGACCUCGAAACCCUGGACAGCCCCCAUCGACAGUGACACCCACUUUGGAAUUCUCUACUGGGAUCAGGACCAGCUUCAGCAGAUGACCCUUGAAUCAACAUCGUGGGAGUCGGGAAUCUGGGAUGCGGAUGGAUCAUCAGGGUCUGAGUACUUCACCCAAGAUGCUCUCUUGGCUUAUGGGCUGUCUGAUAUCCUGACGGCCGAUCCCUCUCCUCUCUCCGGGGACGGCCCAGAAGGGGACUCGAGCAACGCUAGCUACAGCCUCAGCCCGGAGCAGACUCGCCUGGAUGGCAGCCUUCAUCCGGCAGACCACGGCACACCGGAAAGCCCAGCAGGUGAGGGCUCCAGACGCCCCGCUCGCCCAGAUAUCACGCUCAGGUCCGCUUCCAGGAAGCCAAAGAAGUCUGCUCGCCGCCGCAGACCAGCCGGUCCGACAAGGGAGGAGGCCAACGCCCGGGAGUGCCACAACAUGGUCGAGAAGCAGUACCGAAGUCGACUCAAGGCACAGUUCGAGUCCCUGCUGGCCGUGCUGCCGGUGGCACAGCCCCUCGACCACACCGACCAGAUUGCCGCGGUGAAUCCAGGCCAGUGCUUCAGUAGAGGCCAGGUGCUGGACGCUGCGAGGGAGACCAUCUUGAGACAGCAAAACGAAAUUGAAACACUGACUGCAGGACGUGACCAGCUGGCAAGGGACUUGUCAACCUUGGAGCGGGUCAUGCAGAGAGGCCCAAAUUGA